Molecule: messenger RNA, 3333 nt
Organism: Sclerotinia trifoliorum
Lineage: Eukaryota; Fungi; Ascomycota; Leotiomycetes; Helotiales; Sclerotiniaceae
Source: the annotation of a GenBank genome assembly
CAAAACUCAAAGAUCUGCGGCAGCGACCAUGUGCAAGUCUGGGGUGAAUAAGCUUUGCUUGCAUGCCUUAUAAUAUGGAUUGAUAAAUAGUAAGUAAUGGCCGUCAUUCUUGGCAACGGCCGCGGCUUGAGAGCCACACUGCAUAUUCAUCUUCAUUCAGUGGUAACACCAAUUCACCCACCACAAGGCUACAUACAGGCACACUGUUUCUACACCAAAUCACAACUUCAAGUCUUUUAACUAACAUGAAAAAUGCCUCUUCUUGAUUUACUAAAGAAAAAGGACAAAGUCGGAGGAAAUGAUGCGCAUUCCCCACGCGCCGAUCCAGAAGCUGGUCCAGUUUUCACAUUUAUGAGAAGUGUAAGGUUGCUACAUACAGCGGAUGAAAUAGUACCUCAUUGCUACAACAUGGCUAACAGGACACAAGGAUACACAAACAGAAGAAGUGAUAUCUCCACCGAGUUUCUCUUCCUCGGAAGCAUCCUUGCAACCUUCGGCGGGCAAACCAAACAAUGAAUCGCGAACGAGUCGACUAUUCAGAGGACGGCCUAGAAGCAACUCGCCCGAAUCGGGAAAGUCGGGCACAUCUGGCGCAUCAAAUUCUUCAAGAAUUAGUGAUCGGUCACCGUCAAGACCAGUACAGAAUAGUAAAAAAAUGUCAGAACGGUUUGGUUUGCGCAAGCAUGAAGUAGGAUCUUCGCAUGUUCCGAGCGAUUUGCCGGAGAUUACAGUGGAAGAGGCUGCGUCAGAUGAUAAAAGUGCGGAAGUACAAUGGGAGAAGAGGGCUACCAUAUUGGCACAACAAAAUGAAAGAUCAAUAAGCAGACCAGGUUCAUCAUCUGGCAGUCCACCAGGUAGCAAGAAUAGGAAUCCUGGGGAAAUCUCCAGGGCGAUAAGCCCGGGGAGAAAUACUUCGGGUGUGGUGGCUAGCAGAACUGUAGAUGAUGAUCUUCAGGAAGCUAUUCGGCUUCAUGAGGAAGGUCACCUGGAGGAAGCAACAAAGUUAUUUGCAAGAUUGGCAGACCCUAAUGGUGCAAAUAAUGCUCUUUCUCAAGUCUUAUAUGUAAGCUCUACUUAGCUCAUUUCUAUCACAAAUCCGCCUGACAUGAGGGUGGUAAAGCUUUAGCUCAACAGCUCUGCCAACCUAUGUUUCUCAGGUAUUGCCGAACUUGCCAGCAAAGAUCUUCUGUUAGGUGCACAUUCCCGUCUAAUUGCUAAUAUUUCGUACAGGGUCUUGCUCUCAGGUACGUUAAACAUGGCCCUUUAUACGACCUGCAUCGGGCCGUCUGCUUGAAGAACAAGCCGAUCUCUUCCGGAUAUCGAUUAUUACCAUUUCGGGUCUUGACUAACAGUACAGACAUGGCUGGGGAUGUCAAGCUAAUCCAGCUGAAGCCGUCACCUACCUUUCGGCAGCAGCAUCAAAUGCAGCAGCAAGUAUGUACCUACCUUGAAAAUCUCAUCACGUUUCAAACAGGCUCUUCUUUUUGUCAUGAUUCCUCACAUUGGCAUAGUACUGACUUCGUGGAUAAGUCGAGGAGCUUGCGCUGCAGUCCGGAAAGAUGAAAGGGGGAGCUGCUAAAGGAGAGCUCGUCAUUGCGAUUUACGAACUAGCAAACUGCUUCAGAAAUGGUGAGGAUAUUCCGCUGAGUUGUCAGCUUUGUUCCUGGCAGAUCUCUGCCAAGAUCCCGGCUCUAUGUUGAUAAAUUCUUUGCCACCCUUGAUUGUCGUUGAUGGGUUUAGAGGAUGAAUGUCCUAAUCAAGUAAUACUGACAUUUUGGGUCUUCUUCAGGCUGGGGUGUUAAGGUAGAUCCCACAGCAGCACAGAAAGUAAGUGGGCUCCAGUUAUUGGGUCGCGGGAAAGCCCGCUUGUACAUUACUGAUGUUAAUGUAGUACUACCAAACUGCCGCAGAGCUUGGGGAUACAGGUAUGCACGAAGCUUUCGCCUAACAUAAUUAUCAGGCCAUUCACUGACAUUACCGUAGAUAGCAUGAAUGAGGUGAGCCUACGCAGUUCUUCCUAUUUGGAAGGCAAAAGUCUGCCGAUACUUAUAUCGGGCUACGAUGUCGUAUUACAUAGAUCUUGAUCAAGGCAAACUGACUAGUCAUCACAGGUUGCACGGUGUUACUUAGAAGGAUUUGGUAAGCGUCCUGUCUCCCCAGCAACCAAGUUCGAGCUCGAACUCGUAAUUCUCACGUUUGCCUGAUCUAAAUAUGCUGACCACUCUCCCCGCAGGCUGCAAAAAAGACAAAGUAAGUUCGCCCGGUCGUUCGCCAACCUCUCCUCUACAUACAUCCUCUCAAACACCAGCCUCGGAUCUAACAAACCACUACUGUGGCUUGCGCUGUACGCAUGGAUCUUUUACAUUGCAUUUGGGCAGCAAUGAAGCAACCUUUUCAUGCACCCUCAACCGAAUGCUGAACCCCUGGCAAACCCUCAAAAUAUUCCUAGCCAUUCACAAGAUGAGGCUGAUAGUUCCUUUUGGGUAUGGUCCCGUUACCAUUAGCAAUACUAACUCGAAUUUUUUGCAGUACCGAGCAGCGUACUAUCUUCGCAAAGCCGAAAAUGCGGGUGUGAAAACUUUAGGCAACUCUUGGUGAGCUUUUCCUUUUCCUAUUUGGAACCCGUAUCUGAAGAAAAUCCUUUCGGAAAAUUUCUGCUUCAUGGGAAGCUGUCUCAGCCUGGUUACUUCAAGGUCUGUAUUCUUUUCAGCGGCAGCCCCGCUCCAGUCAUUUAGUGAUGGUUCGUUCGUUCAUUGUCUUGGUGAGUGGGGUACAACGAUAUGCAUCUGCUAUCUUCAUGCAUUUCAUAGGUACAUUGGUACGGAAAAUCAAUUGGCUCACAUUGUCUCCUCGGCAAUGUCGGUUAGAUAUAUACCUUGUAGAGAGAUGUUUGCUGAUUAUAAUUGGUCACAUGAAUAUAGGAUUUGGAAGGAUAAAUACAAUCCCAAGAAAUAAAAAUUCGAAAACGGAAGUUCUAAAUAAUUAGGACUAGGGAAGUUGAGGGUUUGCUAAAGAUAAGAUACUUUUUGGACGAAUGACUAAUGCGUUUUGUUCACAUUUGCUUUUCUUUUUUUUAGCUUCGCUAAGCUUCGGGUCGGGUCGAGAGAACAAACGGUCUCCAGUUACUUGAGUUGGGUUAGGGUUUUCUUUUUCGUCUUUGGCUAAUGCUAUUCGUUGAUAUUUCACUUUCAUGGAGCAGCUGGAAACGGUCACAUUGGAUUGGCAUCUCGGAGUUCUUUACGUAUUUUACGGUACCUGAAAUACCUGGGCUGGCUUAUUCAUACCUCUUUUAAUCCUAGUUCUAUUAUAAAACUUCAUCUACUAAACCUAAUU